This is a messenger RNA of Belonocnema kinseyi, 1087 nucleotides long. Its product is annotated as RWD domain-containing protein 1. Gene Ontology annotation, molecular function: protein binding. Gene Ontology annotation, biological process: cytoplasmic translation. Bases 123 to 848 code for a protein of 241 amino acids. The record is from RefSeq and is a predicted model, not a curated record. NCBI's taxonomy places the organism in Eukaryota, Metazoa, Arthropoda, Insecta, Hymenoptera, Cynipidae. The transcript is spliced from 4 exons.
AAAAUCUGACGGGAUAUCGGCGUGUUUUCAGAGUUUGCAGGUUAUCGGGUUUUUAAUCACGCGAAUAAAUAUAUUAAUGAAUUCGAGUAUAUAAAUUACGAAAAAGACUUUUUUUAAUUGCGAUGGAUUACGCCGAAGAGCAAAAUAAUGAAGUUCAAGCACUGGAAUAUAUUUAUUCUGGAGAAGGAGAACUGGAAGUAAUAUCAGUAGAGCCAUUUUAUAAAUUCGCCAUCCCAAUAAAAUCAGAGGAAUACGAACCGGAAUCGAACAACGGAUUAUCUUGUCGAUUAGAAUUCACUUACACUCCUAAAUAUCCAGAAGAACCCUUAAUCAUAUCCGUCGAGGAUAAAGAAAACUUCGACGAUGAAGACGAGGAACAACUUAAAGCCUAUCUGGCCGAACAGAUGGAAGAAAAUUUAGGAAUAGUAAUGGUAUUUACUUUAGUCAGUGCCGCUCAAGAAUGGCUGAACGUUCAAUGGGAUAAAAUUAAAUUAAACCGAGAGGAAAAUGCCGCCAAGAAAUUAAAAGAGGAGGAAGAAGCUGAACAGAAACGAUUCGAAGGCACACGAGUUUCCGUAGAAACGUUUUUAAGUUGGAAGGAAAAAUUCGACGAGGAAAUGGGAUAUAAAAAACUGAAAGAAAUUGCAGAGAAGGAGGGAAAGAAACUAACGGGAAGGGAACUAUUUAUGACCGACAAAACUCUGGCCCAGUCAGAUCUGAAAUUCUUGGAGGAUGGAGAUCCAGUCAAAGUCGACGAAAGCUUAUUUCAAAAUUUGGGAGACCUGGACUUGGACGAUGAAGAUGAUCCUGACUUUGACCCGAAUAAUCUUUCGGACGAUAGUGCCUGAAUAAAAGUCAUUCUUCUAGAAAACUGAGUCGAGAUUGCAAGAACAUAAAUUUGUUUUUGACUCGAGGGAUAUUUUUCGACGGUCGGUGUAAUCGUAAAAAAAUAUUCCAUGAGUGCAAACUCCAACCUCGUCAGAUUGGAAGAAGUGUGAACGACUCUUUUAUAAGUAUGUAAAUAGCCUGAUAUUUUCGUUCAUAAAAAACUUGUUUAAUUAAAUGCAAAAACGAUCUUUUACUUUAA